CGAGACAUUCAAAUCUCAUCUUUGUUUGUUUGUCGUACUUGAACUUUAGAUGCGUUUUCUAUACACGGUUAUCGAUUAUCUUCAUGAAAUGCACAUUCAUUACUGAUUAAUUAAGAGGCUAUAGUGAUGUUACUGGCAUGUGCCUAAAACAAACGACAAGCCAUGCGGAAAAUUUGGCUUUCGGAGAAUCGCUUUAAGCAAGGUUUCCCCCAAAGACAAAACUUCUAGCUUUAUCAAGUCAGUCUGGGGGAAAAUGUUUUUUUGAGAUUCAUUUCUAAUAGGCUGUGUAAUAUUCAACCCAAAGAAUUGUUUAAAAGAYGACUUAGUUUGGAUCUAUAGGGUGCAAUGGCUCUUUGUAAACAGAAAGAGUUCUUAGAACUUUCAUUUUUCCUAGAAGCCACGUAUAUGUUUGCGUCUGUUUGUUUUAUCGGGUGUCUUCAUGGGGCCAGCUGUUAASUGAUUCAAAGGAUUCUCCUCAGAAUUUGGUUGUUAACAAAAGGAUACAGUAUGUUCUUUGAAGGUCAUUUAUUUAUAUUUUAAAACACUAGCGCAUAGUUGGCAAAAAGCUCUAAUAGUUGUCAAUCUAGAUCUUCGAUAGGGCGGAGGAAAAGUUACUUARAUAUUCACUUCCCAUGGUAGUCCAAACUUAAGACAGUUUGAAAAGAUGACUUUAUUUGGACCUAUAAGAUGCAAGGCCCUUUGUAAACAGAAAAAGUUCUUAGAACUUCCAUUUUCCUGGAAGCCACGUAUCUGUUUGCRUCUAUUUCUUCCACUGGGUGUGUUAUAUAAACGACUCCCCUGUGAAGUAUCCCUUUAGUUAGACUUGUUAGCUAUCAGAAGCAUGCAGAGUGUUUUUUGAAGGUCAUUUUAUCUACAUGACAUUUACCUAUCGUGGACUUUUCGUAUGGUUAGCACCAGAACAAGAAUUGAUCACAAAGAGCUUGCUUCAUAAGUAGGAUCUGCAUUUCAAAUCUGCAGUGGUAUAGAUAUCCAAAGCCUAGUUGUGUGGAAUCUAGGAAGCUUUUGGGAAUAAUAAGUAGAUAUACCAUGGCAGCCGAGAAGCAUUGGUACAWGAAUGGACACUCCUUAUUCGAAACGGCUGAAGCCUCGUUGCUACAGAUCUUUUCAAACUGUCAUUCAAAACACYGUCAAAAGGAAGCAAUUGAAAAUGGCAUGCACCAUUAUCAAAURAAUGAACCYAAUAAUAAUUCGGACAUGAUUUCUGAAAUGGAAGCCCAUGUUAUUGAAAUUUUGUCCACAAAUGAUCAAUGCACCCUCGUUGAUAUCCGAAAGCGUUUGCCAGCUGUUACCUCWCCAAAAGUUGUUGAGAAUACAAUGGACAGCUUGMAAUCCAAAGGACUMGUGAAGCAUCUUAACUCAAGGCCACAAACUUGGACAUUGACUCCACASUACAAAUGUGGUGAAGAUCUUAAUGGAAUGGCCCAUUUUCAUGGAAGAGGUAGAUCAUUCUCUGAUAUCAUACCGUAUAGAAACUUUGUACAACAAAACGAUCCGCAUCUCCAGGAAAGAGGAGGCAGGCAAGUGAGUAUAACCAUGUCGUCGCGAUCAUUUCAAAACGGAASUUCCGCAUUCUAUAGACAAAGGAAAGUGCCAGAGAUUACAAGAGAUGCAACAACCAAAAGAUGUCGACCACGAGGGCUAAGUUUCAGUGAGGGAGGCAAUAACGAUGAGUCUUUUUACGGACUCAAAAUGMACCCUUUCGACAUUGAUUCUUUUGUAGAAAUUAGUAAGCGCCAAAGUUUCAACGAUGGUUUUGAUCUCACCAAAAGACAUGACCAUCACGUGGCCCUUGACGAGUUUCCUACCGGGAAUGUGAAAAAURCACACAAGCAAAAGGAAAGAUCGCCURUUGCGUAUUACAAACGCGAUCCUGGAGUAAUUGGAGAAGGAAGAACCAUUAAACAUAACCCAAGAAGUAAGAGUCUAGAAGAAACUGGAUUCUGUAGGAACCAAUUAAAUUCAGGUGAUUGCAAUAGGAAUAACGGUGAAAUGCGACCACGAUCAAAAAGCUUUGGUCCACUAGAUGGAGAYACAAAGUCCUGUAGUCUUUGUAAGAUUCCCUUUUCYACGAAACAACAACUGGAAGAACAUUUUCAAAGUACCAAACAUCAGAAUAAAAUAGCAAAAGUUACAUCKGAUCCUUAUUCAAAGUUCUGUGAUUACUGCAAAGUUGGUCUUAACUCAAAAUCCCAGGCAAAAGAGCACUUCUCAAGUGCAAGACACGAGCAAACAGUAGCAAAAUCUCAAAAGGCCCCUAUUCGUGAYCAUCUGCCUAUGAAUUUKGGAAGUAAAGUGUUCCAUCCUCKCAUCCUCACUGUGACCCAGCCUCAGGAUUAUCAAGUAGAGUUAUAUAUGAAAGCCAUGUGUACUAAUUCCGUGUGUUUUUUACCCACCGGAGCUGGGAAUAACCUGGUGUCUGCUUUAAUYGUUGCACAUCUUCUGCAUUUGAACCCCACCCGUCAAGUGAUUUUCCUUGUGGAUCGUGUCCUUCUUGUCGUCCAGCAAAGCGAUUAUCUUAAGUUCGAACUGAAAAAUAUGGAGAUCYCUCAUUCRGCAAAGAAUGACGACCAGAUCACUGCGCCGAGGUUUGGCGGGCAGUACCAGAAUCAUGGUUUSWAKAGACCAAUCCGAAUUGGAGCUAUUUGUGGAGAGAUGAGRAAACUWGAACCAGGCAUUCCAGUUUUUAGCCACGAUAUUCUUGUAGUGACCGCGGAUUGUUAUCGCAACCACGUUAGCAAUGGAACMCUCCGGUUCGAAGACAGCGCCUUGAUUGUUUUGGAUGAAUCUCAUCAUUGCAACAAAGAUCAUCCAUACAAUGUCAUCAUACGAGACCACUACCUUCCCGAUGAGAUCCCGCUUUAUGAUCGUCCGAAGAUCUUAGGGCUWACAGCAUCACCUGCUGGGGAGCCGACACUCGACCGAACCGUCAAGAAAAUCCAACGACUCCUCUCCAAUCUUGGCGGUGCCACACUUUUACCUGUGUCUCUUCCAAUCCAAGAACUUAUCGAAAAGACAAAYCAAUCUGACAUUGUGUGUCACCGCGUCGAAUAUACACCGAACGAGAAGGUUUUSCUAGGUGCCUUGAUGGAAUACGCUACCAARUGCUUCAAUUUAGCUGCUCGAGUGAGUGAGUUUAAGGAGUAUAAGGACGUCUUCCAGCCUUCUUCUGGUGGAAURCUUUCCAAAGAAGACAUUGUUCCUGUUCUAGAAGUUCUUGACAAAUUUGUAAAUCUYUCGAAGCCACGAAACAAGUCAUUCAACUCACUGUUGCACUUCCAGACAAUUUGUGAAGCUAUCUGUGCUCUUCAGGAGUGCGGGGAGAAGUUAGCACUUGAUCGGAUGAUGGAUCUUGUUUAUGAUAGUUCUUAUGGGUUUGAAUGGGCCAUGGAACAAGGUUUGCCUUGUGACGAUCUGAAGUCGUACUUGGAACAAUGCAGCAGCGAAGUUUCAAUCGUUGAAAUGGGAUCCAGUGUCUAUGAACUUGUCGACGUACUGAAUGGAAAAAUCAUCAACGAAGACAAGAGAAUCAGUUCUAGUCUUUUAGCUCUUAUCAUUGUGAGACGAAACCAAACUGCAGUUGGUCUUGCAAAGUACCUCGAUUCUUGUCACCUUCUCCACAAAGGCAUUAGGACAACGGCUCUAGCUGGAUAUGAGACUACGCGGUCAUAUGCAGGAAACCCAWCAGAGAAAAGCGAAACACUAUCAAAAAUUCAUCAAGGUGUUUAUCAGAUYGUCGUGGCCACAUCAGUCAACGAGGAGGUACUAGCGUUACCAGCAAGUAGAYUAGUCGUCCAGUUAGAUCCACCGAACGCUGUAAACGCGUUGGUUCAAAUUCGUUCCUAUUUUAGAGAAACCAACACAACRUUCGCGGURAUAAGCCGUGAUGGAAACUUUCCAAAGAAAGUCAAAGAUCUCUUGUUAAGAGAGAAUAAUAUGAUACAGGCAGUUCAAGCUAUCAAUAGUAAUGACUAUAUGUACUAAGUUAUGACUAGAGUCGGGAAGACAAUUUUGAACUCCAUUUAAUUGUGCGCAGGCGCAAAUGACAAUCUUGUAGAAAGAAACUCAACAAUCUCAGGUGUUUUUCAAUGAGGUAGGUGGUCUUUUUUUAGGCAAUUUUUUAAAUUUUAAAGCGCAAAAAGUAGAAAUUUCAGGACAUCGACAACAAAUCAAUUUGAUUAUGGCGUCUCUUGCUAGACCAGAAUGCUUUGCAGAUUUCGUUCGUAAUAUCACUAAUGCCUUUAUAACAUUAUCAACACGCAAAGUACUGUGGACCAGUAGAWAAUGYACGCAAACGUGCAAAUUGUUUGCUCUGAUCUCAGGAUUUUUUUKUCRCGGUAUAUAUCRGGAUUCCACUGUCUCAAUACGUAGAGGAUGUAAAAAGAUUAAAUUUUGUAUGUGGAAAUUAGGAUACAUUUUAGCCCUUAAUGGUACCAGUUAUUCGUUUAUUAUUUUGUAUAUAAUACCACGAUUGGUARCUUAUGUCAAAUUCAAAAUCACAAUAUUCAAAAAACCUAAUUUCAAUUUUAAUUCAAAGUGUAAAUAGAUUUCGAGGAGGAGCAUGUAAAAAGUUAUUUUUACGGAAUUUGAAAUUUUGCAAUUUUUAAGGAUUUUAACAAAUUUUACAACCAUGCAUAAUGUGGUAUAUUUUCAAGAACUUUUCAACGAGAAAUUUUAGUAACAUCAUUUAUAUCGAUUGGAAAUGCGAUUGAAAACUUAAAGAGUUAAUACCGCAUUUAACUUGUGCAGGAAACAAACUAAGGAUAUAAUAUACAUAUUGUAAAAAUCCAAUAUAAUGCCCUAAUGAAGUGGAUUAACUGAAUGAGUCUUUUAUGACUUCAAUUUUA
This is a messenger RNA of Exaiptasia diaphana, 4865 nucleotides long. Its product is annotated as interferon-induced helicase C domain-containing protein 1. Gene Ontology annotation, molecular function: ATP binding; zinc ion binding; DNA binding. NCBI's taxonomy places the organism in Eukaryota, Metazoa, Cnidaria, Anthozoa, Actiniaria, Aiptasiidae. The coding region runs from base 1048 to 4002 and encodes 984 amino acids. The transcript has 4 exons. The record is from RefSeq and is a predicted model, not a curated record. Gene Ontology annotation, cellular component: cytoplasm.